UGUGGCCGGCGUCCACGCGCGUUGCGCAGCGGUUUCUCGACGCACCGGUCAUAAUGCGCGCUUAUUGCAACAUGCCAAUGUUCGAUUAAAUUUCGUCUCGAAUUCUCGACGGUCGGCGCCGCCGCACGCGGACUAUCCAACCGGCAACAAGCCUUGAUCGUCUACACGCGAAACCGGUGUGUGUGUUUGUGUGUUUUGCGUCGUAUGUGACAACACACACGUCGUUACACGAGCCACCUGCAGUAAUCGUAUCGCAGACGAUCGGUGCGCGACGUCGGAAUACAACGCCACAAAACGCGUGUCCGCGUUCAAACUACCAACGCUGCAACACGGACGGACUGAGCGCGUGUCGUACGCGAUGGAGUGUUGUCAGUUCUCUUCCGGUUCGUCCAGGCAGAUCGCCGCGUGCAUUGUCGCGUCGUUGCCUGUUUUCAUGACAGGCAUCGUGCUCGGAUGGCCGUCACCAGUCAUAGAAUAUAUGUCAGCUGGGCAGGCACCCGUGUCACUGACGUCGGUGCAGAUAUCGUGGAUGGUCGCGUGCAUCGACAUCGGCAACUUCGCCAUGGCUUUGCCUGCGGGAUGGCUGAUGGACCAGAUUGGGCGCAAGAACACGGUAAUUGCAUCCGCACCGCUCAUGUUUGCUGGAUGGAUGUUCAUAUUGCUGGGCCGACAUGCAUGGUGCCUAUUUGUGGCCAGGCUUCUCCAAGGGGCUGCCGUCGGCAUCGCAUGGGUAGUGGCUCCGGCGUACGUUGGCGAGAUGGCCAACAUCGUGAUACGUGGCAAGCUCAGCUUGUUGGUUCAGCUCAGCUACGCAUUGGGCCUGUUGUUUUCGUACUUUGCAGGUUGGCUGCUUGGCGAUUACGUCACUCUGGCUAUCACGUCUGCCAGUGUGUCGAUCAUCUCCGGCGUACUAUUCCUGUUUCUGCCCGAGUCACCGUAUUAUUUGAUGCUGGACGGCCGGCCGGACGACGCGGCCAUAUGCCUCUGGUCCCUACGGAGUUACACGGAUGACGAUUUACAAACCGAAUUGUUGACCGUCAAAGAUUCCAUUUUAAACAACAGGCAAAAAUGGAACGUCGAUGACCUGUUGAACAGAGACCAUCGGCCGCUGGUGAUCGUCUUGGUGUUGGCCGUGCUGCAAAUGGCCUGCGGGGCUGGCGUGUUGGAAGCGUACGCGGCGUCCAUCAUAUCGAACGUCCAAAUAUCGGCAAACGCGUCCGCCGUCUACCUGGGCAUAGUCAUACUGGUGGCCGCUGUGCCGUUCGCACUGGUUGUGGACCGGUCCGGUCGGCGACCGCUGAUGAUCCUCUCGUGCUUCGGGACGGCUGCCUGUCACGCGACCGUGGCAAUCGUCCUCUGGUGUCAGGACGUGGUCGGCCACCGCUGGCUACUGUUGUUUUGGUCGAUAGCCGGUGCCCAGUUCUUCAUCAACAUCGGCAUUAUGCCUCUGCUGUCCGUCAUCCAGUGCGAGUACUUCCCGUCCGACACCCGGGCCCUUGCCGACACGGCUGUCGUGAUGGCCGUCACCAUCACGUCCACCGUCAUGAUUACGACUUACCAGCCGGUGGCUGACGCUCUGGGCGUGUCCACCAACUUCGUCAUCUACUCAAUCGCUUCCCUGGCCGGCGGCCUGUUCUGUUGUCUGUUCAUGCCCGAGACCAAGCGCAAGUCGUUCGCUGAAAUACAAACAGACUUCCGCAAGGCCGAAGAACGGCUCACCGACAACGAAGUCCAGAAACUUCGCGACUAUCAGGAGAUCUGAGUCGCGCGCCCGUCUCGUAUUACGACCACUGCACAGCGUGUUAAAACGCAUUCAAACGUGUCAAAUCUCUUAAUGGGGGGAUACACCCGUUCAAUAAACUAUAAACAACCUAACCUAACCUACGCGUCAUUCGUUGCGACUGAAUCGUAAAUUUCAACGCGAUGACAUCUGCUAGACGCCUCCGUUAGGUCUUGUGGAAUUUUAUACGGACAUAUUUAUUAAGUUAUUAUUUUUAAUUAUUUUUAUUAAGACGCGACGCCGAUAUGUAUAUAUUUAUCACUAGGACUGGGAUUUUGAUGCCAUGAUAUUUUUUUUCUGGUACUUCGAAACGUUGUUCGUAAAUAUAAAAUGUGUUUUGGUUGAUACCGAUUAUUUUAUUGUAAUUUUUUUUUUUUUUGCUUUUUUCAUUUUUUGAUUAAAUUAACCUUAAUAAUGCACUUAUAGGGCAUACAAUAAAGUCAUAUUUGCAUUUUUUU
Messenger RNA from Melanaphis sacchari, 2238 nucleotides. RefSeq names its product sugar transporter ERD6-like 2. Gene Ontology annotation, biological process: transmembrane transport. Lineage: Eukaryota; Metazoa; Arthropoda; Insecta; Hemiptera; Aphididae. Gene Ontology annotation, molecular function: transmembrane transporter activity. The transcript is spliced from 4 exons. Gene Ontology annotation, cellular component: membrane. The record is from RefSeq and is a predicted model, not a curated record. The coding region runs from base 359 to 1762 and encodes 467 amino acids.